Molecule: messenger RNA, 5823 nt
Organism: Gymnodraco acuticeps
Lineage: Eukaryota; Metazoa; Chordata; Actinopteri; Perciformes; Bathydraconidae
Gene: nck1b
Product: NCK adaptor protein 1b
Exons: 3
Coding region: 793-1767 (324 amino acids)
Biological process (GO): negative regulation of PERK-mediated unfolded protein response; negative regulation of endoplasmic reticulum stress-induced eIF2 alpha phosphorylation; positive regulation of endoplasmic reticulum stress-induced intrinsic apoptotic signaling pathway
Molecular function (GO): ephrin receptor binding
Source: RefSeq, a predicted model, not a curated record
CACACUCAUAAAAACGUAAUGCAAAACUGGGCCUCGUUAAACACUAAUACAAUCAUCGAAAGCUUGUAAAUACUUCCCCUUCAGUGGAUGAAGUAGAUUCAAGACGUUGUAACUAGGAGUGUGGGCGGUUGUGUUUGAGAACAAUAAGAGAAGCCCAGCCUGGUGACUUUCAUAUGUUAUGUGGGAAGAAAAAUGUCUAUCUUUUUUCCUUCUUUUAUAAAAAAACUGUUGCGGGGUGUGGAGCGGCGGUGUCAUCGGUUGGAAGAAUGCGUCGGGGUUUGAUCCGUCCGCGGUGUUUCUGCGAGCACUCAUGUUUCCUGGGUUUGUUGUAAAGUUAUGAGUGUGUCUCUGCAAACAACUGCAGUCAUGUGACACGGAGCACUCUCUGACUCACUCAGCCAUUACAGCGUCCCGGCACUUUUCUUUCUGAGUGGAUUUAAUCAGAUCACAACAACAACAACAACAAAAUGCUGCUUAAUGUGGAUGAAACGGCUCCUUCCCUAUAUCCCCUUUCUUUUAUCUCUUUUUCUUUCUGAAUCUGAGCUCCAACCCCCCUCCCUUCCCACGUCUUCCCCUUUCCAUGAGGCCUCUGUACUCUGCCUUCCAGAGCUAGACCGGAGGCCUCUCUGUCCUGCUCUCUGAUUGGCUGAGCCGCACCACAUGGUCACAGAGUGGGCUGCCCUGCUCCGCUAUCCGCCCAGCUUUCUGGGUGUUCACAUGGAAUAACUCUACAGCUGCAGUGGGAAGAGAGCAGGGGCCGGGAAAAAGCCAGGGAGAGACGGCGAGCCCAAAAUGGACAUGGCUAACCUAUUCAAACAUUUCUUUCGGAUUGGGAAGGUGAAGAGCAGGAAGGGCGGGAUGAGGGACACGGCCUCCAACGCGGACGCAGACGGGUACGAUAACGGCGAGCGCCUGUACGACCUCAACCUGCCUGCGCUGGUGAAGUUCAGCUACACGGCGGAGCGCGAGGACGAGCUGUCUCUGGUGAAGGGCACGCGGGUGGUGGUGAUGGAGAAGUGCAGCGACGGAUGGUGGCGCGGCAGCUACAGCGGGCGCUCCGGGUGGUUCCCCUCCAACUACGUGACGGAGGACAUGGACGGCACGGCGGGGGGCGGGCUGGGAGACCCCGCCGGAUCGCUGACGGAAAAGUUGGCGGCCGUGGUGAACAGCACCGCCAACGGGAACCGCGUGCUGCACACGGUCCAGGCGCUCUACCCCUUCGGCUCCGGGAACGACGAGGAGCUGAACUUUGAGAAGGGCGAGGUGAUGGAGGUGGUGGAGAAGCCGGAGAAUGACCCCGAGUGGUGGAAGUGUCGCAAAGCGGACGGACAGCUGGGCUUGGUGCCUAAAAACUACGUCACGGUGCUGGACUCCGGUUCGUUUAAACCUGGAGCGGGACCCGCGGGGCCGCCCACGCCCGACUGCGACUACAUCACGCCCUCCACCGUGGGGCGCUUCGCGGGGAAGGAGUGGUACUACGGGAAGGUGACGCGCCACCAGGCGGAGGUCGCGCUCAACCAGAGGGGCGUCGAGGGGGACUUCCUCAUCCGGGACAGCGAGUCAUCGCCAAACGACUUCUCCAUCUCCCUGAAAGCGCAGAGCAAGAACAAGCAUUUCAAGGUGCAGCUGAAGGAAACCCUUUACUGCAUCGGACAGCGCAAGUUCAACUCCAUGGAGGAGCUUGUGGAACACUAUAAAAAGGCUCCCAUCUUCACCAGCGAGCAGGGAGACAAACUGUACCUGAUCAAGGCCCUGGCCGCCUCCUGAUCCCUCUCACACACAGGAACACACACAUUUUACAUUAACUGCAUCCAUAUAUACACAGAUAACCUACGGCACACUAACAUGUCAACUCCAAGCCUGAGGACUCGACACAUCGUCAGGACUGCAAUGCCCGAUUUGUGAGCAUUCCAAGAGGAGGUAUGGGAAAAGCAUGGGAGAGACACGGAGGAAAAGGGGGAGACAAAGAGACGAUAUGGACUCCUGAGAGUUGACUACAGACCUCUUGGUCGCCUAUUUUAAAUUAUCCAGAUGCGUUAGGUCAUAGGCAAUGCCAUGUAUUUCCACCUUGAUAUCUAUUAGAGUUGCAUUUAGUUUAUUUUGUUUUGUUUUUGUUGAUAAUAUAUAAUCUUUUAACAGUUUUCUUUUUUUUAAAUGUGAUUUUUUUGUAUCCAACACAACAUCCACCAAACCCGUAUUUUUUAAGCCAACUAUCCCGCAGAGCUCAUUUUUGUGUUGUCUGUCUUAAUUAGUUAUUUUAUGAUUGUGGACACCCUAAUCCACGGCUUCUGCUAAUCAUGAAUACAAAAAAAAACAAGUGACCAAAAUAUAUUUAUUGAUACCUGUUAGGCGGCGGCGGCGAGUCACAGAUCUGCGCAUUUUAGGAGGAUUGCUCUUCUCGUGCAAACUAGUUGUCUUUGCGUGUCUCACAUAUUGCUGUAUCCAUAUCAUGUGAAUGUUACAAAGCCGAGGCAUCGCAGUGUGUGUGUGGGGGGGGGGUGUGACGCUGCAUGGUGCAUGCAAACAGAAAAGUGUCCUCACCCCCGCUCUGUUAUCUCCGAAAACAGUGUGUCCAUAGAGGUCACGGAAGAGUGAACAUGGAGUGUGAGUGACAGCUGAUGCGUCCUGUAAAGUUGCCAAAGGGGACGUGUCUCUGCACAUGUUGAGAGCGGGGGGGCGGGGGGGGGGGGUGAACGCUGGGAGGGGGAACGAGCGAAGGAUGAUGUCACCGCUCCUGAAUUAGUGAUCACUGGAGGAGUUAGGGGGUCACCCAGGGGUCGAGUUAGUGCGGUCGCAACGAAUAUACAUCAAGCUGGGAGAGGAGACGCCCUCCUCUUCCUCCUCCUCCUCCUCCUCCUCUUCCUCCUCUGAGGGUUUCAGGAGGUGAAGGAGAUGCUUGAUGGUUAUCUGGGCAUUUCAUUUCAAAAUGUCUUAAGAAGUCUCCUAUCGGUCUGUUUGCAGAUCAGAGAGUCCUGUUGUGAACGUGGAGAUGUUUAGUACGGGUCCCCAGUACAUAGAAACUGACCGAUGCUAUCUUGCAAUUUGUACAAUUAACAGUUUUAAAAUGACUUUGCCGAUUUGAAACAUUUUCCAGUGGUUUUGGAGGAUGUUGGAAAAUCAACAAUGGCAGUUUUAACCAGAAAGUUGCCAUGUUUUGAACUUUAUGUGAAUUUUGAGUCGGUUUUAAAGUUUUAGGGGACUCAAAACUGCCAUUUUUUUAAUCCUAAACAUGUCAGAAAUGGAUUCAACAUCCUCAAUAACCUUAAAAAAAACACACAAAUUGUCCAAAUCGGCAAAAGCCAUUGUUUACCUAGCAUGUGCUAUUUAAUGCAACGUAUGCUAUUUGUGCAAAUUCCCCAGCAUUUGCAAGUUAGCAUCCGGUAGUUUCUAUGUGCUGGGGACCCAUACUAUAACGCAAAACGUUGGGGUACUCAACAUUUCCGGGUCUUCACAGCUGGUAGAUUAUUCGGGGGGGAAUCCAGCUUGUUUCAAACCCAGCAGAGCCCCUGGUUUGUAUUUACAGUGAGCGGGUUAGUCGUGGAGUGAAAAUGGACCAAGUAUUUGUUUGAAUGUCGAGGGGCAGCUAGCAGACGAUGAUGCUCGGGGUGAUGAGUUCUCCAGCUGUUGGACCCGAGCUCGGAGAGAGAUGGAGGAGGAGGGAUAUCAUAGAGGAGCAGUGGAAAAAUAGACCCUAAAAAAACAAAAGCAGAGAUCUGGGAGUGUGUUUCCACGGAGGAUCUGGAUUAGAGAUUCCCAGGCACUGACGGGCGGGGAAGUGAACUGAGGCCAAAGCUGAUGUGUCAUAGUUUGAGGAUAACACAUGUUGGAUGGGUUUGUAACUUCUAAUUAAUCCAAGCAUGAGAAAGUCAGCCAUGCCACAAAGAACACAUGGGUGCGAACAUCGAGCUGCUCUUUCUCUCUGUUUUGGAGCCGUACGAGAUGGACGCUGCAAACCAUUACCUUUCACUUUGAUUCAUGGCAAGUUCUAAUUAUGCACCUGCAGUGAGUUUAAGUUCGCAUUAAGCGGGACGAAAACAACAUUCCAGGAAUGAAAAAAAAAGUUCCCGUUUGGACUCGAAAGAGCUCUUGUUCGACGUGAUGAAGAAUUGUUUCUUUUGGGUCCAAAAUCUGUAAAAAAGUCAUGAUGUUUUUGCCUCCUUUCUUCUCUGUUUUGCAGAGCAGUAUUUUGGUUACAGAAAUCCAGUUUUCAGUCUUUAGUGUUAACCGAACGCUAUCAUUUGUGAAAUCCCCUCCCUCCAGAUUGAAAGCAUCUGCAAUAUUUCGCAGCAACCGCCAACAGUGCGACAGCUUGAAGGAUUUAGGAGAUUUGAAUGUGCCUUCACAGAUUUCUGUCAACCAAAGGUUAAAGUCUUAUUAUUUGAAUCUUUUCCUCCCACUUCUUGUCGUGUUAUUUGGUUAAAGCUUUGCAUGUGUCUGCGAUGUGUUGGGGGAUGUCAUCCUUAUCGAGAAGGGGCGUUUCCUCCUAAAAACGUGUCUUUGUCACGCAUUAAAUGCCCAUUUGGUGAUAUUGUGUGUAGUUUCAAGUGACCUUACCUUUGCUGAUCUCAUCAAGUAUAACUUCUUAAACGCCUACAUGUACAUAUGUGCUGAUGUUCAUUCAGAACCUGCAGGUGUGACCUGAAUCUCAUGUACCGGCGUCCUCCAUGUUUCCAAGGAAAUAGUCUGUAUGCGUUUCAUAUAAGACAUUCACUUUUAGCCACUUAAAUAUGUACAAAAACAUCCUCAAUGUUAUUGGAAUACAGAGCCGCAGUAUCUCCUUGAUAUUGUUAUAAAUUGGGAUUUUACUUUUCAUUUGACACCAAUGGAGGCCGCAUGAGCAGAGCCUUGUAGCUGUACAGAAAUGGGUUUGCUUGUGAAGACACAGGUCAGUCGUGACGGAUACUAUCGUUUAUCAAAUCAAGAAACUACGGAGCAGCUGGAAACGUAUUUCUUGUCUGCUAACCAAGCCUGAGAUAAUCUUGACUGAUUUCUCGAUGAUAUCCAGAACAAUCGACCCGUGCUUUUUAAACCGUUGGUGCUUUGUGUGCUGCUUUCUUGGUGUUCUGUCCCACAAAGCUUUUUUUUCCCUGUAUGAGAGAGUGAAGCAAAACAGAUCCAUGCUGUGGAAUGAUAAAGGCAGUGCUGUGAAAUUUAAUGUCAUGCUCUUAAUACUGUUUUUAUGGCGGGGGAGGGGGGGGGGGAGAUCGUCUUCAGGUGUAAUAAUUUAGAAGAGUUUAUUAGAGUGUUCGAAAGACGUAAUAAACGGCAUAAAAAUGAUCAUGUCUUGUUUUGAUCUGUUGUUAAAUGUUGGUAUAUCCACUUUUCCUUAAAGGGGCCCUAUUCUGCUUUUUGGGGUUUUCCUUAAAUGUGUGUUUUUAUAGGUGUAUGUAAAUGGUCUGCUGAGGCUCAAAUGUGAUAACAUCAGGGGCAAAAACAAACAAGUGAAUCUGAAAACGAGCAGAAUAGGCCCCUUUAAGUGUCGAAUGUCGGUACUUUAACUUCCCUUCUUUCCUAAAGGUGUGUUUAUUGGAUACAAACUAAAAUUGUUAUGCAAACUAGCCGAACUUUCUGAAAACUGCGUGGGUCUCCUUUGUUCCGUCGCUAUGAUGUGAUAAUAUUGCAGUUUAAACGGGGACUUUUCACAGCUGUGGUUUUGUGUGUUGCAUGUGCGCCAUCUGGUGGGAGGUGUAAUGACACACGUGGCCAACACCACCCAGGCCAAUUUAAAAAAACAAACUUUUCCUUCAUUUUAGUCCCCUAUUCCAAAUCACUCUUUAGAAGACCAUGACAUUUCAAAAAUAAAAUCCUCUUCAUCAUCAUUCA